AUGUAUUUGGUCACGACCGUGUCCCCCGUCUUUUUCACCGGAGCAAUGCAGAUCAAUGUCACAAAGGCGCCAUUCACUCUGACGACUCGGAUUGAGAACAUGACUACCGUCAGAGCCUCGUCUCAGGAAUGGCUGUCUGAUCAAGAGCUACAAGCGAUAAGCUCACUCAAUAGGAGCCAGCCCGAAAUGUUGCCAAUCCGCCAAUGUGUCGAGGCGUACAGCAAGCCAUUCCAAAACACAUACCGCAACUUGUUUGUAGUUCUCGAUACAGCUGAGAGCAACACUGUUCUAUCGACACGAACAUCAUCGCCCCGGGACAUUCAGCCUUAUUCUUGGAUCUGCGAUGGGACGAGAGCCAACUCUACAGGAUUUUGCAGCAACCAAAAUCUUCAAGAAUCUGCCGUCAGUUGGUCGCUGGACGGGGACAGGGUCAAGUAUUGUUUGUGUGAACGCGCUGCCGGCCUAUGUGAGCUCAACUUCCAUCACACGCUGCUCAUCAUCGUCAUCUCAGCAAAUGCCGCAAAACUCGUUGCGAUGCUUGUGUUGCUCAACUUCUUCGACGAGUCGGCGCUUAUUACUCUGGGCGACGCCAUUGCAUCGUUCAUGGAUGAGCCGGAUCCAACAACGAGAGGAAUGUGCCUUGCCGACCACAAAGUCUUUUGUUCCAAAAGAAACACGGAUGGAGCAUCUACUUGGACAUGUCAGAAGAGGCGGUAUACCCCAAAUGGAUACCCAGUCCGGUGGUUCAGAACAGUGUCAUUUGGGCAAUGGGUCAGGACGUUUAGCAUAAUGAUCUGCGUCUUGUUGGCCACAAUAGUGCUUUGCGUUACUGCCACGAGGCACGUCGCAAAGGUCAAUCCGGACCAGGAUAUGUCCCUGAAAGGGUUAUUCUCCAUGGGGUUUGGUGCCCUGAGGAUCAGUUCAACUCUCACGAACAUAUCAAGUCGGAUUGAAGUCCUGGUUAUCGUUGCCAACAUACCGCAGUUGGUGCUUUCUUUCGCCUACGUGCUCGUGAACAGAGUCCUGUCCGGUAUGGCUUCCUCGCGCGAGUGGGCAUCCUUCGCGCAUAAGCGAGCCGGGUUACGCGUCACCCGAGCAUUGGGUGAGCAGAGAAGCACCUAUUAUCUCCAGCUGCCUUACAGCCUCGCGGUUCCACAGAUUGCCACGAGCAUUGCGGUUCACUACAUCGUGUCCCAAAGUGUCUUCGCAUCCAGAGUGCAGAUAUACGACUACCUCGCCCAGGGCCAGCAAUUUGACGAGUAUAGGGCUCUGGGGUUUUCUGCAAUUGCCAUAAUUGCCGGGAUUGUGUUGUGGUUCUUCAUAAUGGCGGCGUUGUUGGGCCUGGGACUCGUGAAGAACAGACCGGGCAUGCCUCCCGUCGGUUUCUGGAGCGCAGCCAUAUCCGCGGCUUGCCAUCCACCUCGGUUUCCGCAGAACACGUCCCUGAAGAAAGUCAUGUGGGGAGAGAUAAAGCCGUACGGAAGUCAUGACGCCACAUGA
Molecule: messenger RNA, 1500 nt
Organism: Diplodia corticola
Lineage: Eukaryota; Fungi; Ascomycota; Dothideomycetes; Botryosphaeriales; Botryosphaeriaceae
Exons: 3
Coding region: 1-1500 (499 amino acids)
Source: RefSeq, a predicted model, not a curated record